AUGGAUACGGAGUGUAUGACCGUUACUCGAUUUGUGCUCGAAGAGAAGAAAAGAUUUUUUCCAGGAGCAUCGGGUGAUUUAACAAUAUUACUGAAUGCUCUUCUAACAGCAAUUAAAGCGUGUGCCAGCGCUGUUAGAAAAGCUGGGAUUGCAAAAUUAUAUGGACUUGCUGGCUCGUCCAAUACUACCGGUGAUGAACAAAAGAAAUUGGAUGUAUUAGCAAAUGAAUUAUUCAUCAAUAUGUUAACAAGUUCUUAUACAGUUCAUGUGAUGGCAUCGGAAGAAAAUGAAAAUUAUAUUGAAGUUGAAACAGCAAAACAGGGCAAUUAUGUUGUAUGUUUUGAUCCAUUAGAUGGUUCAUCAAAUAUCGAUUGUUUAGUAACCAUUGGCUCAAUAUUUGGUGUAUGGAAAAAACCACUUGAUAGUAAAGAACCCAUUUCAUGCAUAUUACAAAGUGGUGAAAAGUUACGUUGCGCUGGUUAUGCUGUUUACGGUUCGGCGUGUAUGCUUGUUUUGGCAACGAAAAAUGGCGUGAAUGGUUUUACAUAUGAUCCUUCAAUUGGUGAAUUUAUUCUCACGUCACCAUCUAUAACAAUCCCAAGAAUGAACGAAAAACGAGGUCAAAAAAUAUACAGUAUUAAUGAAGGAUAUGCAAAGUAUUGGGACAAAGCUGUUACUGAAUAUGUGCGUAGCAAAAAGUUUCCAGAGGGUAAAGAAAAACCGUGGGCCAAUCGAUAUGUUGGUUCAAUGGUUGCCGAUGUUCAUCGUACGCUGUGUUAUGGUGGUGUCUUUAUGUAUCCAGGCACGAAAGAAGCGAAAAAUGGAAAAAUUCGUCUAUUGUAUGAAAGUAUUCCAAUGUCUUACAUUGUCGAAAUGGCUGGCGGACAAUCGUCAAAUGGUCAUUGUUCAGUAUUGAAAGUUCAACCAAAAGAAAUUCAUCAACGAAGUCCAAUAUUUCUUGGCUACAAAGAAGAAAUUGAAAAAAUUGAAAAGUUAUAUGAAAAAUAUCCGCCUGGUACAUGGGCGUUGGAGGAUUAA
Molecule: messenger RNA, 1038 nt
Organism: Didymodactylos carnosus
Lineage: Eukaryota; Metazoa; Rotifera; Eurotatoria; Philodinida; Philodinidae
Source: the annotation of a GenBank genome assembly